Fomitiporia mediterranea MF3/22 is the source of this 2130-nucleotide messenger RNA. RefSeq names its product RNA-binding domain-containing protein. Gene Ontology annotation, molecular function: mRNA binding. Bases 39 to 1808 code for a protein of 589 amino acids. The transcript is spliced from 8 exons. Lineage: Eukaryota; Fungi; Basidiomycota; Agaricomycetes; Hymenochaetales; Hymenochaetaceae. The record is from RefSeq and is a predicted model, not a curated record. Gene Ontology annotation, cellular component: cytosol.
ACUACCUCCUCCUUACUCCUCUGUAUACGUUACAUAAAAUGGGCAAGGUCGACAAGAAGGAAAAGAAGGAGAAGAAAGUGAAGGAGGUGAAGGCGAAGGAAGUGAAACCUGCUGCACCUGCUCCUGUACCUGCUGCGAAAAAGGCGAAGACGAAAGCUGCGAACGGAAAACAAGAAAAACCGGGGAAGCCUAAAGCUACACCUGCUCCUGCUCCUAAGAAGGCGAAAGCGAAGAAACAAGAGAGCAGCAGUAGUGAGGAAGACUCAGAAGAGGAGUCUGAAGAGGAAGUUAAAGUAAAGGGAAAGGCCACUCCUGUUAAGAAGGCGAAACCUGAGAGUAGUAGUAGCGAGAGUGAGUCAGAGGAGGAGGAGGAUGAAAAACCUGCUAAGAAGGUGAGUGCGAAAGUUGGGAAGGCAAAGCCUUCUUCAUCUUCGUCGGAAGAAAGCGAGAGCUCCUCUGAAGAGGAAGAGUCCGCGAAGAAAGCGAAUGGAAAAGUCACUCCAAAGAAGGCGUCGUCGUCGUCGGAAGAGGAAAGCGACGGGUCUUCCGAGGAUGAGAAACCCAAAACAGCACAAAUAAAAGAUGCUUCAAAGAAGGCGAAAGAGGAAAGUAGCAGUGAAGACUCGUCUGAAAGCUCUUCGGAGGAUGAAGCGCCCAAGGCCAAGGCCGCUGCUGCAAAAGCUGCCUCAGAGUCUGACUCGGAUAGUGAUGAUGAUAGUAGCAGUAGUGACGAGGAGAGUGCCAAGCCAACAGCUGCGAAAAAGGCUGCAAAGAAGGGAGAAGAGUCCUCAAGUGAGGAGUCUGAUGGGAGCGAAUCGGAUGACGAGGAUGAAGAUGAGGACGCAGAGAUGGCGGAUGCUGCACCUGCUAAAAAGGAUGCUCUAGCAAAGAAUGGCAAACGCAAAGCAGACGAGUCUACAUCCGCACCCUCCAAAAAGACCAAACUUGCCAACGGCGAUGCCGCUGCACAAACAUCCUCCGACUCUCAGGAAGACUCAAAAACUGUGUUUGUCGGACGACUAUCUUGGAACGUCGAUAACGACUGGCUCGCACAAGAGUUUGCAGAUUGCGGCGAAGUUGUUUCUGCUCGUGUGCAGAUGGACCGGAAUACGGGCAAGUCUCGUGGGUUCGGAUUUGUUGAGUUUGCAACGGCGGAAGGUGCCAAUGCUGCUGUCGCGUUGAAUGGGCAGAAGGAGAUUGACGGACGCGCGGUGAACCUUGACAAGACGUCUGCGAAGCCUGCGGACCCUGAGAGACGUGCUAAAGCGUUUGGUGACUCGACGAGUGCACCGUCGAGCGUGCUGUUCGUCGGGAAUGUCAGCUUUGACAUGACAGAAGAUGGGUUAUGGGAAGUCUUCGCGGAGUAUGGGGAGGUGAAGAGCGUGAGGCUCCCGACUGAUAGGGAUACCCAGCGGUUGAAGGGGUACGGUUAUGUGGAGUUUGUUGAUGUGGAGUCUGCAAAGAAGGCGUUUGAGGGCGCGAGGGGAAUGGAUGUUGGUGGGAGGACGAUUAGGUUGGACUAUGCACAGCCGAGAGACGGAAAUGGCGGAGGUGGAGGUGGAGGCGGAGGUGGAGGCGGGUUUGGGGGAAGGAGAGGUGGAAGAGGUGGGGGUGGUGACCGCGGAUGGGCUGGACGAGGUGGAUUCGGCGGUGGUGACAGAGGCGGACGUGGUGGUGGACGUGGAGGGUUCAACGACCGCGGCCGAGGUGGAGGCAGGGGAGGCAGAGGAGGAGGACGCGGCGCACCUCGAGGAGGCGCACGAACAGGCGGUGCCGUCGAGUUCAAAGGCGAGAAACUCAGGUUCUGAAGGCAGACCACUUGCUAUUGCACCCCUCCUCUCGACCACGUUAAUGAACGUUAAUAUGCACCUCAACUUCUUAUCUUGUGUUUCGGAGUUCGUUAUUCAGACGCACCUUGUCUAGAUAUGCUCUUGGUCAUUUCUCUUUUGUCGCUAUUUUCUUCGUUAUUCCGUCUAACCGUCUCCUUCACUUGCAGGAUUUCCUGUUAAUUCUGCAAUGCUCUUGCCCUUGUUCUGCACACACACAUGUACUGUACAUACCAAACCAAAAGCAGUUCACUGGCAAUGUGCGAGGAUGAAAAUAAUUUGUCGUCUGUCAAUCCUUAGAUCC